GUACCAGCCCAGGUCCCGAAGAGAAACAACUGACCAGAACGGAAGAAAAGCGGUAGUGAGCGCCUGAGCAACAACUGACUCUCUUUCGCCGCCAUCCAGCCACCGUGCCCCGCCUCCAGGUCCAGGAGUCCGUCCAGGCCCUCUGCGUCUCUGCCUCACCGGCGCUGCGUCUCUGCGGUUCGCCAGCCAUCCAGGCCCUCAGCCCCUCUGCGGGUCGCCGGAAGCUCUGUUUCACUGCCUUGUUAUUCGUUACUAGGUGUUCCUGCAGGUAUCUAGAAUUGCAAGAUCAGAAGAUGGAGGAGAAUUUUGGCAAGUCACACAAAAAGAAAGCCUCUGCACAAAAAACUUGCUCCCCCCAAACUCAAGGGAACACUUUGAAAAGGAUGCAAGUAGCGCAGAAGGCUUCUUCUUCCAUAAGAGGUCAUGCAAUGGAUGCGUCUACUCCUGCAGAUGACUAUCGGGCAUUGAGGAAAAAAUAUUUGCUCCUUGAAGAGGAAAGUUUUACACUUGGGAAAGAGUUAAUGGAAGUUGAAGAUGACAUCAAAGUUCUUGAGGAGGAGAAGUUGGGACUUCUAGAUGAGCUUGUUGUGUUAGAAGGGUUAGUUGACCCUUCAGAAAUUCAACCCCAAAGCCAAAGAUUACAAUAAACUGGCUUUCAAUACCCAUAUGGCCCAUAUGAUGAUCAGUAUGAUAGUGAUGUACAAUUGCACAACACUAAUUGCUGUAGAAAUGGUCGCAGGACAUUAGAAUUUCCUCAUUCUAAAAUCAUGCUAUGGAUGUACAUAUUCUUCAGUGCACAAAUAUUAAUACUAGUAUUUAUGUAAAUGAGCCUAAAUGAGGGAUUAUGCAUGUACUAUUUAGUAAGCAUGUCGAGUCUAAAGAAGCAAGUCAGUAAAUAUUUAAAC
Cuscuta epithymum is the source of this 905-nucleotide messenger RNA. Lineage: Eukaryota; Viridiplantae; Streptophyta; Magnoliopsida; Solanales; Convolvulaceae. The record is from the annotation of a GenBank genome assembly.